UCUACCACGCACUAGUCUACUUUUCCCUUCUUCAAACCCUUCUCUCUCUCUAACAAGUAGAGACAUGGCUUCGUGUUACUCUCUUAUCCUUUUGGCACUAACAGUUGUUGGUUGUGCUUCGGGCCAACUCUCGCCUGGAUUCUACAAUAGAGUGUGCCCUCAGGCACUGCCUACCAUUAGCAGAAUGGUGGCAGCAGCAGUGAGGAGCGAGGCUCGCAUGGGGGCCUCACUGCUCCGCCUUCACUUCCAUGAUUGCUUUGUAAAUGGCUGCGAUGCUUCUGUACUUCUGGACGAUAACGCGACUUUCACGGGAGAAAAGACAGCAAGGCCCAAUGCAAACUCAGUGAGAGGGUUUGAGGUCAUCGAUUCCAUCAAGACGGCCGUCGACCGGGCCUGCAGGGGGAGCGUGGUGUCCUGUGCCGACAUCCUAUCCGUCGCUGCUCGUGACUCCGUGGUUGCGGUGAGUGUGUCCCAUGGCUCGGGCCAUAUUCCUAAUUACUUAGAACCAUGGCUCUGCCCAGUGUUUGUAAAUUCGGCUGGUCCAACUUGGAACUCGCUGGUCAAUUUGAACUUGUCACUGACUGAAUAGGUUUUUGUGAUCCGGUCGGGUAUUU
Molecule: messenger RNA, 614 nt
Organism: Amborella trichopoda
Lineage: Eukaryota; Viridiplantae; Streptophyta; Magnoliopsida; Amborellales; Amborellaceae
Source: RefSeq, a predicted model, not a curated record